AGCCUGACGUCACGGCGAGAGGCUGCAGGGCGAAGCGGAGUCUGAGCAGCGGAACAAGCCUGGCAGAGUUUGGACUGAGAGCAGCCGGGAAACUGCAGCUCCUGAGUGGCUCCUGCAACCUGUUGCCCCCCUCGUCUCUGAAACUUUUCGACACGAGGUAAUGGACUAUUAGGGAGACUUUGAACAGGCCUUCCACCGCAACUUAAAUACGAGCAGUCUAAAUCACCGCUGCCCUCACAUCACCCACAGCUUCAUCAACAGCAGCGACCAUGGGCAAACAGAACAGCAAGCUCCGUCCCGACGUCAUGCAGGACCUGAUGGAGAACACGGACUUCACCGAGCACGAGAUCAUGGAGUGGUACAAGGGCUUCUUGCGGGACUGCCCCAGCGGCGCGUUAUCCAUGGAGGAGUUCAAGAAGAUCUACGCCAACUUCUUCCCUUACGGAGACGCCUCCAAGUUUGCUGAGCACGUCUUCCGCACGUUUGACGCCAACGGAGAUGGGACUAUAGACUUCAGGGAGUUCAUCAUCGCCCUGAGCGUCACCUCUCGUGGUCGGCUGGACCAGAAGCUGAAGUGGGCGUUCAGUAUGUACGAUCUGGACGGGAACGGAUACAUUAGCAAGGCAGAGAUGCUGGAGAUUGUAACGGCUAUUUACAAGAUGGUUUCCUCUGUGAUGAAGAUGCCUGAGGAUGAGUCCACACCUGAGAAGCGCACAGACAAGAUCUUCAGGCAGAUGGACACAAAUCGAGAUGGUAAACUGUCCCUUGAGGAGUUUGUUGAGGGAGCGAGGAACGACCCCUCCAUCGUGCGACUGCUUCAGUGCGACCCCAGCAGUGCUGGGCAGUAGGAAACUGGACUUUUUGUUUGUUGAAUUUAACACAUUUUCAAAACCUCUCCCAGCUGACCCACCUGAGAUUGUUGACAUUUGAUCACUUGAGGUUUAGAGGCACAUGCACAUGCACGCACACACACGCACACACACACACACACACACACACACACACACACAGGCGACAUGUAACUGUACAUACUUCAAAUACCAAAGCCUGCUGCAUAUAUAAUCUUUCAGACGCCCACACGCACAAACUGUACAUGUGCCUCUAUGCCAGGUCAAGCGCCACAGACGUCAUGGGUCUCAUAAACGGUACAAACAUAACUCACAGGACUGAAAUCCCAUCAAAGACUUGUUAAACACUGAAUCGACGUUCUGCUACGUCUGUCUGGGAAGAAGGCCGGCAAGGAUAAUCCAACAGGUUCGUGAGGUACACUUAGCCGAACCCAAGUUCGCUGUUUCUUUUAAUUCUUUUCUUUUUGAAACACGAUCCCUGAUCAUUUUGUUUUCUUUUAACUGACCCGGGUUUUUUAGUGACGACGGACAGAUCUUCACAAAGUAUUGCAGUCUAAUUUCACGUUAACACUGGAUGAAAUGAAGUAUGUGAGUUUGGGACGACAAGUGUUCACAGCUUACAGUGUGUAGACAGGAGAUCUAGAAAAUGUAGUUUUAACCCUAGAAGAAUUUUAGAAAGGAUGAAAGCUUUUUUUUUUUUUAAUGUAUUUUUGUGAUGAAUGUUACAUCAAACCAAAACUGACUCAGAUUUCUAAAUGAAGGGGGAUAUUUCGACUACAGAUUACAACCGUCUGUUGAAAGUGACUUUUUAUGCCAAGUUCUGUGUCCUCACACGUACACACAAAUCUACACUCACACCUCCAUCAUCAUUUUACUGAUAAACACAUGAACUUGACACGUGCGUAUAAACCGAGCUGUGAUUCUCUUUCUUCAACUACGAUUCAACAUGUGUAUAAGCACAAAAAAAAAAAAGAAAAAAGUUAGAUGUUAUAUGAAUAUAUAGUAUGUUACUUAUAUAUUCUUUUACUCUGUGAUCACUCUGUGGCAAUUUGCCGCAGUGGAAUUUUUUUUUUUUUGACAUAUAAAUUAUUGGAAUGUGAUGAUAAACAUUUUAUUUUCUUUUACUUGACAAAUAUGAUAUGAAAGAAAGUUGUACAGUAUAUUCACUCAUAUUUAUGCUAGAGAUGUUAUAAAGGAGAGGACCACACAUAUUGCUAUGCAUUCAGCCUCCAAUAUCCACCGCUACAUUUGUUUGUAGCUUGUUAUUUUUGUCCUUUUUAAGAGAGGAAAUAGCUACAGAUCUCAGUUUAAUCCCAAGAUGCCCCUCUGCUGACACCAUAUUUCCCAGGAAGUGCUGGCAGUCAUUAAGUUCCUGUACUGUGUGUAAUCAGUGUGUAAGCAGUCUCCCAGUGGUGUAUGCGUCAUAACGAUGCUACAAUAGCAUCUGCAAAUCUCAAGUUUUGUGCAAAUGUGACUUUUCAUCUCAUGAAUGUGCACCAAGUUUUAAAAACAAAUGAUAUUAUAAGACAUUUUCUUUGCUACUGUGACAAUAUUUUUAUGACUAUGACACACAGUAACGACUCGCAGAACAAUGCGCUGACGUUGGUAGCGAGUUAACAGCAGCAUCCACCAAACCUCACUGUGUUUUCGAAGGAUUUACUGAUAGUACUGCUUCCAUUCUGCUUAACUUUCGCCUGCUGGUCUGAAACAUACAUGAAAUUUCGUAGUCUUCACAGGCAGAUGAGUGACGACCUCUGGGGAGGACAAAAUAGCUGUGAUAAAUUCUUGGGCUUCUGCACAUUUGAAGUAGGUGAUCAGGUAUGC
This is a messenger RNA of Epinephelus fuscoguttatus (brown-marbled grouper), 2672 nucleotides long. It is a transcript of the gene ncaldb, whose product is annotated as neurocalcin delta b. The transcript is spliced from 4 exons. Gene Ontology annotation, cellular component: cytosol. Lineage: Eukaryota; Metazoa; Chordata; Actinopteri; Perciformes; Serranidae. Gene Ontology annotation, molecular function: tubulin binding; calcium ion binding; actin binding. The record is from RefSeq and is a predicted model, not a curated record. Gene Ontology annotation, biological process: calcium-mediated signaling. Bases 270 to 848 code for a protein of 192 amino acids.